Molecule: messenger RNA, 862 nt
Organism: Acanthoscelides obtectus
Lineage: Eukaryota; Metazoa; Arthropoda; Insecta; Coleoptera; Chrysomelidae
Source: the annotation of a GenBank genome assembly
GAUUUAAGAUUCCUAUACGUAUUCAUUUAUUUGAGUGUACACUGCUUUCUUCAGUAAUUUAGAUAGUUUAGGUAGGAAACUAAUCGGGCCAAAUCAGCAUAUGGUAUGUCACGGGAUUACUUUCAUAUAUUCAUCUGUCUCACACAUACAUAUAUGUAAUCGAUCGUACUUUUUCAAUGUGAACUAACUGCGAUUUUCUCGCCAACGUAUGCGUCUUUCACAUGUAUGCUUGUUGCUGUCAGUGUGACAAGUUAUUUGUCAUGGGCGAUGUGUUUAUCCAUGCUGAUCUUCGAUAUAAAACAACUACUCUAUAUUUUCAGACAGUGGGGAAACCGUUUGGGUUUUCACGGCUCAUCUCGCGAGCCACGGGAUCAUCAACUUGCUUAGGCGAGAGGAAAGCCUCGCAAUUAGCGUGAAAGGUUUUUCCGCAAGUGAUUUUACCUUUCGUUACCUGUAUACCUUGGCCAUACCGCCAGACUGGGAGGGACAUUCCAAAGGAAGCAAUCAUAAAUUAAUUUCGUCAAAAAAACCGGCCCAGGUAUCCAAGCUGAUGAAGAUGCAAACGAAUAGUUUCAGGACUCACUCUGAACAUUUCUGCAAGUUCUUGGCACGUUGUCCUGGAAUUUGCGUCCCCAACCUGUCGAAGAUCCUCGUUGUUCAUGAAUAAACUAAAAUAUUGAUGAGAACAUGAACAAAUCUCAAGGAUGGAAAAUGAAAUCCCAUAACCCGGGACAACAGUCUGAGACGUGGCAACGCUUACACUUACAACUAAAGAUGGUGGUGGUCACGUACAUAUAUACAUAGUUGUAAGGAUGGUACUUAUGGCUAUUUUCGCGCAAGCAUAGCUUUCUUUCAAUUGGGU